Molecule: messenger RNA, 1877 nt
Organism: Daktulosphaira vitifoliae (grape phylloxera)
Lineage: Eukaryota; Metazoa; Arthropoda; Insecta; Hemiptera; Phylloxeridae
Product: SUZ domain-containing protein 1
Exons: 5
Coding region: 767-1279 (170 amino acids)
Source: RefSeq, a predicted model, not a curated record
AGAAAUAAAAAUGACAAAAGUAUUCCAAGUAAAUUUUAUUCUUUAGGACUCCCUCCAAGAAAUUGCCAUUAUUGCCAACACAUUGAUCAAAAUGAUAUGUGAUGUAUUGCUUUUAAGAGACGAUUUGUACCUAGGUUAUCGUCACCACUAUUGAAUCCAGCCAUAAUUCAGGAAGAAGCCUCCUCUGAGAUACUGAUAGCUCUCUUGACAAUUUAGUUAUUUUAAGGCUUCUUAAUUAUUUUUUUGUAACCUUUUUUUAUUGCUCAUCACCGUUAAUAGUUUUAAUUUUAUGAUAUUAUGUCCAAUUUUUUUUUUUUUGUUAACUAAUGCCUAUAGAGCCCUUCCUGAGAAAAUAUCUUAAUUCUACACCGAAUACGGCCUUAUUUAUGGUAGAUACAGUAAUUGAAUUAAUGAAGUAAUGCGCGCACCUUGGUUUAAAUAUUAUUCUUUACCUGAUAACACUAAAUUCUGGAGUAUAAAACAGAUCUAAGUUUUUUUUCCAUGAAAAAAUUUUGACAGUAUAAUCUCAUCGUGUUGCCAAUUUGCCUUUAUCCAUAGUCGGCCAUAUCAUAUUAAUAUAAUGAGAAAGAGAUGAAAAAUAGGAUACACGACACUUUGGCUCCAAAUGUUAAAUACAAUUUAUUGUGAUAGUUAUAAGUAAUAUUAUCAUAUAUUUUAUUUGGCUCAUAAUGAUGUAUUUCUUUAUGCUUUCUUGACAAAUAUAAGAUCAUAUUUUUAUUUUUUGGAAAUUUUCAACACAAUUAUUAUGUACAAUAUUAUGGCUGCGUGUGAUCCGGGUACUGAACCAUACGAAAGCUGGGAAGCUCUAGAUGACCCUUCUAUCCUAAGUACACAAAUAAAAAAAAUGCAGCUAGCUUCAGCAACAAAAAAUGAGAACAAUGGUAAUGUUGUAAUUUCAUUACCACCAGGCAUGCAGCUAUCGUAUAGUCCUCAUCAACAAAUGACUAUUCCUCAACAGCCUACUGUAAAAAUUUUAAAACGACCACCAAAAGUGACUGUUACAAAUGAUUCUGCUGAUAAGCCUAAGUUACUAGUGAAAUCUUUAGAACAAAGAAAACAAGAGUAUGCUGAAGCAAGAUUAAGAAUUAUGGGUGAAGAAUUAAAUGAUGAAAAUGUUGAUGAUGAAGGGGCUAGUUCAUCUGGAAGUAUGAAGUUUGAAGUACUUCGUCAACCAAUAAUUCGUAUACCAGUUGAAGACAAUAUAAUACGUCAACCUCGCGGUCCUGACAAUACCAAAGGAUUUAACCAUCGUAGCUAACCCUAUUAGCUUUUUUAGUAAUUACGUUAAUUUUUUAAUCUUUGGGAUUUAAAAUAAAAUACGAAUACUAAUAUAUAUAUAUAUAUAUACAGAUAUGUGUAUAUAAUAUUUUUAAAUACAAAAACAAAAUCAUACAGUUGUAAAUAUUUAGUCUUUUUUUAUCAUUCAUUUUAUUUGACAUUUAAUACAGAAGAAUUAUAGUGACAUCUUGAUAUUUAUCAUUAAGUAUCUAUUUGUUAAAUAAUGUGAUAAACAGGUGGAAUUACUCCAGUAUCAGUAAAUCUCUUGUAUUUGUUUAAGUAUUUAAGCUGUUAUUCAAUGUACAUUGUAAUAUAAAUAAAGUGAUUUGUGUAUACCACUGUCACUUUAUUUUUUGUCGAUUAAUUUAAAUUAAGCAUUUUUAACUAUUGAUUUUUUGGUAAAAUCAACCAUACCUUGUUUUACACUUAUUUCUUCCUGAAAAUUUCACAGUUAUAGAUGAAGGAAUGAUGUAAACAUUUUAUUUUAAAUAAAAGAAUUCAACAAGUUGACAUAUUUUUGUAAUUGUUUUUUAUUUUUAAAACAUUGAUAUUUUACAAUUGAUGUUUAACAAACAAAA